AUGCCGACGAAUCUCCCCUCGGCCACACGCCUUCCAGAGACACGUGCCCGCUACGAUAGUGCAGAAGACAAUUUAAGGCGCGAAGGCAUCAAGGGAAUGCGAAUCGGAAUCCCAGACAUGAUGGAGGUGUCUGCUGCACACCAAGUCGUUCAGUGCUGCCCAGAAUCAAAUCUGGAGCCAAAUUGCAACUCCCAAUGGGCCGUCCUGAACCCUGAACUGGCCGCUGAGAUUCUCAAAAGCCCCUUCUACGUCGCAGACGAUGGCUGGUCACUGGUGCUGGGAUCCCGCCCCACUCACUCUCCCUCCCGCUCUUCCACAUCGCCCCCGACCGACACUGGCGCCUUUGGCGAACAUUCCUGCUCUGGAAAAAUCCAUGAUGAGGGCUACCACUCUCGACCUACCAGUGGCGAUGCGGCCAACUCGGUCGCAAAAAAUGAGCAUGAACAAGUCGUCGGAAUCCAAGAGAUGCCUGUUGCCUAG
This is a messenger RNA of Parastagonospora nodorum SN15, 480 nucleotides long. RefSeq lists its product as hypothetical. The record is from RefSeq and is a predicted model, not a curated record. Bases 1 to 480 code for a protein of 159 amino acids. Lineage: Eukaryota; Fungi; Ascomycota; Dothideomycetes; Pleosporales; Phaeosphaeriaceae. The transcript has a single exon.